AUGAACUACGUGGCUGGCUCUCCAAUUGCACAUGACACAGUCCUACCAGCAAAGCAUCCUCUGGCAUUGACAGAUGUUUCUGGCCAAGCUCAAAAAUCAGCGAAACCUGGAGAAGAUUUGAGAAGAGUUGCAGAUGCUUCAAAGUGGGUAAGACGGGAAUAUACCUCCACUUUGCUUCUAAGUGAACUUGAAACUAAAAUGUCAUCAAAUGGAGGAAAAAAUGAAGGGCAUCUGGAUCUGCCAGUAAUGCCCAGAAAAUUACAAGAUGAGUUUGUUUAUAUGAUCCAGUCAUUUUUAAACAAUGUAAUUAAACAAGUAAAUGAUCUAAACAAAUAUGCUGAAGACUUAUGUGGGGGAGUAAUCAAAGAGAUUGAUAGGGCAUCUUUAAGACUUAAGACUUUACAAGACAGUAUAAUAAAGUUAACUGAUUGUAUUAAUUAUAAACUAAAUAAAGGAGUGUACUUGCAAGCUAGAGAAUCAAAGCUUUUUCAAAAUACAACUAUUCAAACGCAACGUAUGUACUUUCCCAAGCAAUUGCCUGCUAAAAUAUGUGAGACACAUGAUGCUUAUGCACAGACAUCAACUUUCAUUAUGUCUUCUCCUUACUACCAAGAUAAUGUGGAAAGAUUAAAGAUUUCAUCUGAUGUAUUACACUCUUUUGACGUUUCUAAAAAUAAAAUUACACCUAAUAGUGGGGAGCAAAAGGGAAGGAAGUCCAAGCAAAAGAAGAAUCACCUAGAUUGUCACAGUGACUUGGAAAAUGUGCCUCAAAGUCAAUUGAUUGAAAAUGUUUCAUUGGGUCAUAUCCCAGUUGUUUAUGGUAAAACAUCUAACAUAUACGUGGAUAAAUCAGUUGAAAGUCCAGUUUCCACUGUCUCAUUAAGUAAGAUGAGUAAAUUUCUAACAUCUGUUGGUAAAGAAUUACCAAAUCAUGUACAACAGCGAAUGUAUGCAGUUGGUAAUGUGAAAAUUCCACGUACCUAUGUCAAUUAUGGAACUGGAAUGGGAGAGGAGUUGAAACCUCAGCCUCGUACUCGUCUUAAAACAGAGGUGUUUGUGAGCCCCACUGCACCAAAUUCACCACCUCCAUUACCACCUAACUGGGUUACUCUGGUAAGAAUGUCAGAGAGAACAAAUAACUCCUCAACAACACAUUCUGCAACUGAGCUUACCUCAACUGUUUUGAAAAAUUCAUCAGCAGUAACUCCUGAUUGCUGGAAGACUACUCUUGAUUCAGGUCUCCCAGUUAAACCACCACAAGUAGAAUUCUCCUCUAAACUAUCCAAACUCUUUCAACAUCAUGAACUAUUAGCAGAUGACCGACUCUCACAAAGUGAAGAUCAGGGGAUGCCUCCAUUUUCAUCUCCUUUUCCAGUAUCUUCACCUAGAAUUCAAUCAAGGAUUUCAGCCAUAGAUGGAACUGGUAACACUUUAGUUGUACAGUCACCAAGUUCUGCAGUUUGUCAAUCUGUAAUUUCUUCAUUUGGUAAAUCACCUAGACCUUUUGCUAAAAAUUUACCAAGAUCUCCAGUUCUAUCAAAACUAAGACCAGAACUUGCAUCGCUACCAAGUCAUUUGGCUCCACUGACAUCAAAAUCUUCAAUUGCCCUAUUACCAACAACUUCAUCCCCACAGACACUACACAGUUCAGUACCACAAAUAACGGUAUCUUCAAUGUCAUCAUCAAGAUGUUCAGAUGCCAAGUCAUCAAACAUUUCAACUGCUCAAGUAUCAAGAUGUUUAGAUAUACAAUCAUCAAGAUCUUCAGUUGCACAAUUAUCAAGAUCUUCAGUUACACAGACAGGACAUUUAAUUAAACCACAACUAAUAGCACCAAGUUUGAAUCCAACAAAAUGUUCCACUCAACAGCCGUUGUUUUCUUCAAGUCGGGCGUUUUCAGUGUCCCAGCCUUCAGCUCAAUUUUGCUCCGGUUUAAAGCAAUUUUCUCCAUCAACUCUACCAGUUGUCACUAAUGCCAAUGCCAGAAGUGCCUUGAUGGAAUCAAUAAGAAAAGGUGUCCUGUUGCGCAAAACUAAAGAUCAAUGUGCAUCUAAUGUAAAAAUGGAGAAUUCUAAAAAUGAAGCAAAUAGUAUCUUGACCCGUCGUAAAGCUAUGGGAUAUAAUUCUGGCAAAUCAGACAGUGAGGUUGAUUGGAUGGAAGAAAAGUAAGCAAAUAAAUCAAAGUAAAAAA
This is a messenger RNA of Erinaceus europaeus (western European hedgehog), 2191 nucleotides long. Its product is annotated as actin-binding protein WASF1-like. NCBI's taxonomy places the organism in Eukaryota, Metazoa, Chordata, Mammalia, Eulipotyphla, Erinaceidae. Gene Ontology annotation, molecular function: actin binding. The transcript has 2 exons. The record is from RefSeq and is a predicted model, not a curated record. The coding region runs from base 1 to 2169 and encodes 722 amino acids.